Molecule: messenger RNA, 1909 nt
Organism: Nomascus leucogenys (northern white-cheeked gibbon)
Lineage: Eukaryota; Metazoa; Chordata; Mammalia; Primates; Hylobatidae
Exons: 2
Coding region: 149-1888 (579 amino acids)
Source: RefSeq, a predicted model, not a curated record
AUCACCAGACAGAGAGGUAGCUAAGGGGACUAUUUGAGACACUCUUAGAACCACAGCCACUUUUGUGGGAGCCCAAGAACAGCAGCUUUAAAACAGAGUAAAUAUUCAGGCAUCAUUAGGAUCCUGAAUACAAGCCAGCUGGUAAAAUAUGGGAUCUACUCAGAAGGGCACAAUCUAUCAGAUGGUCAAGACAAAUAAACCUGCGGCCAAGGUAGCGGUUUCAGCACAGAGAGGGUCUGAGGUUACUACAAACACAUCCCCUCAGCAGGGACAUGGGUACAUUCUUGCCUCAAGCCAUCAAAGUGCUGCAGUUUCCCUGAACCCUUCCCACCGAAGAUCAGAAGCUGCACAUCCCACCACUCCCCAUUCGGCAUCAGACUAUCCUCGAUCUGUCUCCCUCCAGUCAGGACCUGGACACUAUGCAGUACCCACUCCUCGGGGAACUGAGACUGGACCAAGAACAGAAUCAUCCCGCCGUUCCUCUCCUCAUCUAAAGAGCCAGCAAACUCAGACACUGGCUUCCCAUGCUUCAAGCAGACAACGGAAUGUUAGUCGACCCAGAGAGGAAGCAGCACGAAGAGGCGGUGAGAGCAAGUCAGGGCGCGAGGUCGGCCAUCAUGCUUCACCAAUCCCAGAUGCCAAAUCUACUCGUCGGUUGAGUUUUCAAGACCAGAAGGAUAACUUACAAUCACAAAUCUUAGAAGAUGACCCACCAUCCAAGGUCCAGAACCCCCAAGGAGUCAGAGUUCCCCGUAGGAUUUUGUCUUACCCAAAGGAUGAAGCAGUACAAACUGAGCCCAUCCAAAGAAUUACGACUACUAACGAGACCAGAUCUCCAAGGAGUCCCUCUCUCCCAGAGCACAAAAGCAGCUGUGUCUCUGCAGACUAUCAGACAGCCCAGAGAAGGGUCCCUGUAGAAGAAUCAGAAACAGGUCCUUACGGUUCAAUUCCUUCAAAACCCAAGGCCUUGUGUAGGAAUAUGAACUUCGACUCAUCGCCCAAACUCUCUGUCCUUAAAGAUUCUGAUGGUGUACACCGAGUUUCUGCACGGGUAGACCCGGGGUCUCUUCACGAGUAUUCUGUCUAUCCUGAAACCAAGCCCUCCGCAAAGAUCUUAGUAUCAUCACAGGUGGAGUCCAAUGUGAGGGCCCCAAUCCGAGGAAACAGUGAGGUUGGCCGCAGGGUCACCAUCUCCCCAGGGGUACAGUCAGUAGAGCCAACUCACCAUGUGACAGCUCGAUCAGUGUCUGAGGGCUCCCACAAGUCAUCCAUGUUUGUCACUCCAGAGCCCAUCUAUAAACAGCAAACCCAAAAACCCCCAGAAACUACCUACAUGUCCCAAGGACCUACACCCAGGUAUCCAGAACUCUCGCAAAACCCCUCCAUCCAUGCAGAACUGGAACUGACCCCUCGGCCCUUGCCUCCUCGGUCCUUACCUAGGUAUGGACCUGACUCCUCAUGGUGGCCCUUGCUGAAUCCUGAAGUUGAAACACCCCAAAGCCAGCCGACAACACCUGAUUUUGAGCCUAAGUGUUCUCCUUCCCUAGAGCUUUUAUUGUCCGGUUUAAAAAUAGACUCUAGCCCUUUCUGUGAGGAUCUGAAGUUCCAGAGAGAGAAGGCAAGCCUAUCACCACCAUCACCACCAAAGGAGUUUCCAAGUUGGGCACUACUGAGUGAAGUGCCACCCAAGCACACCUGCAAACAACCCAUUCAAAGGUUUAGUGCUUUCUUCCUGGAUGUCUCUGAGGAAAUGUACAAUCGUGUCAUCUGGUGGCUAAAAGGUCUGUGCUUUUCCCUCCUAUGGGCCCACUGUGGGAGCUUGGGGGAUGGGAGGACAGGUGAGGAGUGGCAUCUAUGUAUCUACAGAGCUGGGUCGUUUAGGAGAUAAAUGCUGGGAUUUUGACCUGAA